Molecule: messenger RNA, 1597 nt
Organism: Asparagus officinalis (garden asparagus)
Lineage: Eukaryota; Viridiplantae; Streptophyta; Magnoliopsida; Asparagales; Asparagaceae
Product: folate transporter 1, chloroplastic
Exons: 11
Coding region: 80-1018 (312 amino acids)
Biological process (GO): nucleotide transport; folate import into mitochondrion
Molecular function (GO): FAD transmembrane transporter activity; folic acid transmembrane transporter activity
Source: RefSeq, a predicted model, not a curated record
GCACAGACUAUUGUAUUCCUCUCGCAAAUUAGUCCCACAAUAAAACCCUCGAUCUUUUCUCUCACUUUCGCUGGCGCUGAUGACGGCGUUUAACGCUCAGAACUGGAAGUGGGAGAACGCCGUCGCCGGAUCAAUUGCCGGAUUCGCUACCGUCGCCGCCCUGCAUCCCCUCGACGUUGUCCGCACAAGAUUUCAAGUGAGUGAUGGAAGGGUUUCUGGUCUUCCGCUGUACAAGAACACGGCUCACGCUGUUUGUACUAUAGCCAGAAUCGAGGGUCUGAGAGGGCUUUAUGCAGGAUUCUAUCCUGCAGUUUUUGGAUCAACUGUUUCAUGGGGGCUAUACUUCUUCUUCUAUAGUAGAGCAAAAAAUAGGUAUCUGAGAGGUCGUGAUGAGGAGCUAGGCCCUGCGUAUCAUCUUGUUUCCGCUGCAGAAGCAGGGACACUGGUAUGUCUCUGUACAAAUCCUAUUUGGCUUGUGAAAACAAGAUUACAGCUUCAGACACCUUUUAAUCAGAAUCGACCUUAUUCCGGAUUUUAUGAUGCUUUGAGAACCAUUUUAAAGGAGGAAGGAUGGACAGCACUUUAUAGAGGAGUUGGGCCUGGACUGUUGCUUGUUACCCAUGGUGCAAUUCAAUUUACAGUUUAUGAGGAACUUCGUAAAAUUGCUAUCCAUUUGAAGGGCAAAGAAGAAAAGAUGAAACCUCGAAAUGCACUGAAUUCUUUUGAUUAUGCAGCACUUGGUGCUUCCUCCAAGUUUGCAGCCAUUUUACUCACAUAUCCUUAUCAGGUAAUUCGAGCCCGCUUACAGCAAAGACCUAGUACUGAUGGUAUCCCAAAAUAUUCAGAUAGUUGGCAUGUUAUAAAGGAAACCGCAAGGUUUGAGGGCUUACGCGGGUUCUAUAGGGGAAUCACUUCAAAUUUAUUGAAGAAUAUUCCAGCUGCUUCUAUAACCUUUGUUGUGUAUGAGAAUGUCCUCAGAUUGUUAAGGAUAACCAGAAAGAAUAGCAGAGACAUCUAAUUGGUUCGAUAUUUAUAAAUUAGCGAGAAGGUAAAAUGGGAAGCAAAUGCUUGCAUAAUUUGGUCGUCAAUCAUUAACAAAUUGUUGGGAUUGUCUAGCAUCAAAGGAGGGUCAAAGAUGAUGGUGUUAGAAUCAUUUCUUGUAGAAAAGCACACAGUGUUGUACAAUAAAUGCUCAUGUAAUAGUAAGGAAGAGGGACGUGGAGGCUCUGAAAGGAAGUGGUUAGGAGAGAUAAGAGAUCAAGCUGACCACCAAUGAUAUGUUGGGGUUUUGGUGUUAGUCUGAGGUACUUCAGCAUAUUCAUGAAGAAAGAAGUGUGAGAUGGGAAGAGCAAAGAAAAGACUGAAAUAGAACAGAAUGAAUUGUUUAUUUACCUUGGAAGAGUAUGUUCUUUAAAAAAAAUUCUUUGUUCAUUUUACUUAGGUUUGUUGGCUGCGUGGAUUGCAGCAACAUUUUUUUUCCCUUUUCAUUUUACUUGAGUAUGCAAAUAAUGCGCACUGUGCAGCACUCGCAUCGUCGUUACAAAGAUUUGAAUGACCUCUUUGACAAUCAGUAAUAAUGAAGCUAUGUUGUUCUUUA